UGGCCAGUUCAAGCGUCUGAAAGAGACCCUUCCAAGUCCCGAUCGAAGCUCCACCCACGACGUUACUACUGACUAACAACUGUUCAUGUGAACACUCGCUUGUGCAAAAGAUUCCAUCUUGGCUUUCUUCUUGUGCCCUUGUGUUCCAUGCAAUCUCUAUGUUAUUUUCCUCCAGGGGUGGCCUCUAGGUCUUUGGAGGAAAGUUUAUCACUUUUAAGGCAUUUAAGGAGCUGUAGCUGUGUGGAGUUGAGUACUGGUCUGUGUGGACUAGGUGAAAGCAGAAAUGCCUCAUACACCUCGCCAGCGCUUGCAGCCUCGUGCUCCUGUGUGGUCAGAGACAGAAACCCGAGAUUUUCUUGCACUCUGGGGUGAACUGCUGAUUUUAAGGUGGAUUGAAAACCGUCCACCAAACAGCGACAUCUAUGAGGACCUUUCGGCCCAAAUGAUUGCCAGGGGUCAUGAGCGCAACGCUUCGCAGUGUAGGAACAGAGCCCGGGACCUCAAGCGGAGUUAUCGGAGAGCCAAGGAUGCGCAAGUCUGUGCUGGAGCGGAACCGGUUUCCUGCCGCUACUUUCGAGAGUUGGAUCAGAUGUUUGGCGGUGAAAUGGACGGCGUAGCUAAUCGAAGCCUGGCUGGCAUGGAUGGGUCCAUGCGGGCCGUUGUGAAAACCGAAGAUGCAGAAGACAUGGAGGCCCAAGUUUCGGAAGAAGAAGGCAACCAAAUGACACCACCGAACACCCUCUCGAGCAUGGAUGCUGACACCGACACGGAAACGGAACCAACGUUGGGGAUCUCACGAGAGCUGCUGGCAGCGCAUCCAGAUGUGAUUGAAACCACCAUCGGGGAGGAAUGUUCCGAAGACAAAACAAUGCUUUCACGUGGACAACCAAUGGCUGGCCCCAGUGAAGAUGGACACCACACUGUUACUGGCCGAGGCAGGCGAGAGAAUCCCCUAGGGCGUCCCCUGACAACAGCAGAGAGAAUGGCAUCCAUGAGGGAGAGGAAGAGGCGGUCCCACGAAGAAAUGAUGCAUGAGAUCAUGACCGACUACCGGAGGACCUGGGAGACUAUGGAGGCCCUUCAUGAGAGGGGAGAAAUCAGUGCAGGGGAGUUUCGCGAGGCGAUGCUGAGGGAAAUGCUUUUGGACAGGGAGGCCCGGACCCGGGAGGCCCAGCUAGACCGCGAAUCCCGGGCUAGGGAGGCCCAGUUGGAUAGAGAAGCAAGAGCCAGGGACAGCCAGCUGGAGAGGGAGAUUAGGAUUAAGGAGCUCAACAUGAUUGAGGCCGAGCUCCAACGCACCAGGGAUAUCCUCCAUCCCAUGGUCGAUGCUGUGGUGUCUGUGGCCGAGGUGUUGCGUACAACAGGCAGCGUGCUUCAGCAGUCUCGUCAGCCACAGCAAAGCGGAAAGCGUCCCUUUUUGGAAUUGGAGGAUCGCAAAUAAUUUCCUUUUAGGGAAAAUAGUAUAUAGACACUGUGUUGGACAAAAAGGAGGGGUAGUAAGGAGGGGAGGGAUGAAAAGAAAAUGGCUUCCUCAGGAGUUAGAAACACUACAAUUGCCCAUUUCUUCCAGAGGACAUUUUCUCUUGACUGGUCAACAGCUCAGCUGAAUUCGCCUAUGCUUUUCCCUGCAAAGGGUCCGGCUAUGUGAAUUUAGAGAAAUCAUGUAAUUCUAUGUGGGUUUGGAAAAGGAAGGAAACCUAAAAAACAUACUGACUUGCUGCUUCAGAUCUUUAUGUUUCCUAAAAUCAGGUCUGGUGCCAUGGGCUGAGCAACUUGUGUAUCUGGGGGCUUUUUUCUUGAGUGAUUGUACCAAGAACACAGAUUGCAGUACGCAAUACAUGUAUUUAUCGUUA
Elgaria multicarinata webbii is the source of this 1853-nucleotide messenger RNA. RefSeq lists its product as uncharacterized. The transcript is spliced from 2 exons. The record is from RefSeq and is a predicted model, not a curated record. NCBI's taxonomy places the organism in Eukaryota, Metazoa, Chordata, Lepidosauria, Squamata, Anguidae. The coding region runs from base 284 to 1441 and encodes 385 amino acids.